AUGGAUAGGUAUCAGCGAGUGAAGAAGCCGAAGGCAGAGACGCCGAUUGAUGAGAAUGAGAUUCGUAUCACUAGUUUGGGUAGGGCACGAAACUACAUCACUUAUGCGAUGACUCUUCUUCAGGAAAAAGGCUCAACUGAAGUUGUAUUCAAGGCAAUGGGAAGAGCUAUCAACAAGACUGUGACCAUUGUGGAGCUGAUUAAGAGAAGGAUCCCUGAUCUUCAUCAGAACACAUCUAUUGGAUCUACAGACAUAACAGACACAUGGGAACCUAUUGAAGAAGGCCUUUUACCUUUGGAGACCACAAGGCAUGUGUCAAUGAUAACCAUUACCCUAUCCAAGAAAGAGCUUAAUAGAUCCUCUGUUGGGUACCAGUGCCCGAUCCCUAUUGAGUUGGUGAAGCCACUAGGUGACAUUGAUUAUGAAGGACGAGGAAAUGAAUAUGUGAACGUGGAGUAUGAAGAUGGAGAUUGGGAACGUAACCAGUCAUAUGGUAGAGGAAGAGGACGUGGGAGAGGACGCAGCAGUCGUGGUCGUGGAAGAGGAGGAUACAAUGGUCCUCCAAAUGAGUAUGAUGCACCACAAGAUGGAGGUUACGGUUAUGAUGCUCCUCCUCAUGAACACCGUGGAUAUGAUGACCGUGGUGGUUACGAUGGUCCUCCUCAGGGUCGUGGUGGUUACGAUGGUCCUCCUCAGGGUCGUGGUGGUUACGAUGGUCCUCCUCAGGGCCGUGGUGGUUACGAUGGUCCUCAACAGGGCCGUGGUGGUUACGAUGGUCCUCCACAGGGUCGUGGUAACAAUAAUCAAACCACUUGUUUUUCCUUUUUUAACCAGUAG
Molecule: messenger RNA, 837 nt
Organism: Arabis nemorensis
Lineage: Eukaryota; Viridiplantae; Streptophyta; Magnoliopsida; Brassicales; Brassicaceae
Source: the annotation of a GenBank genome assembly